This is a messenger RNA of Trifolium pratense (red clover), 978 nucleotides long. RefSeq names its product extensin-2-like. The transcript has a single exon. Bases 139 to 672 code for a protein of 177 amino acids. The record is from RefSeq and is a predicted model, not a curated record. NCBI's taxonomy places the organism in Eukaryota, Viridiplantae, Streptophyta, Magnoliopsida, Fabales, Fabaceae.
UGAAAAGUAAGAGUCCUAGUCACAACUCACAACUCACAACCCAACCUUUCUCCUCUUGCACUCAUUCACCCCACUUUCCUUUCCUCAACAAACACUUCAAACACUACACUUUCCCUUACCACACUAUCUUCAUCAACGAUGAAAACAAUAACAUUGUUCAUAAGAGUUGUGUUCAUACUCACCAAUGUCUGUCUGCAUUUAGCAACACCAGAUCACCACCUCAAAACCACCUCCAAGGAACAGAUCCAGUGCACAAUGUGUGCUGCUUGUGAUAACCCUUGCAACCAAGUUCCAUCUCCACCACCACCACCGCCACCUUCAUCAACAAACAACUGUCCUCCCCCUCCACCUCCACCUACUUCCUCCGGUGGUGGAUCAAGUGGUGGUUACUACUACUCUCCACCUCCACCGUCUCAUUCUUACACUUACUCUUCUCCACCUCCACCUUCAUCCACCGGCAGCGGCGGAGGUGGAGGAGGUGGUACUUACUAUUACUAUCCACCACCUAGUAACAGAUACUACGGUCCAACACCACCACCACCUAAUCCGAUUGUUCCUUAUUUUCCUUUCUAUUACUACAGUCCACCGCCCCCUUCCGCCGCGUCUCCUUUAUCUCCCUCUCUCUUCAAUCCAAUUGUUCUCUCAUCAUCUUUCUUGCUUUUGUUGAUUUGAUAGAGAAAAAAAAUGAAGCAAAAAAGGAAAGGAUCGGAAUAACGGCUUAGUUUGCAGAUCUAGAAAAUUCUCAGGGAAGUGUUAGUUAGAGUGAGGAAGACAUCACGAAAUUCCCAAUUUACCCUCCAUGAAGCAAAGCAGGGAUGUGCACGUGUAUGUAUAUGCGAAGUAAUAGAAGAAUAUGUUAAUUUUCUCUAUGAAUUUCUAGUGUAAUAAUAGAAUAUAUUGAUAUAUCAUCUGCAUUUUGUUGACAAUUAAUAUGCAUGGAUACAAUAAAUUGAAGAAAUAAAUUAAUGCUUUACUCAA